GCUGUGGUUAGCUCAAUGUAUAAACUGAAAAAUAAACAGAUUGAAUGUGCUUGCAUUGAAUUCUAUUUGAAUUUACGGUUACUCAAUUUGCUUAAGCAAAAUCGAGCUAUUUAUUCUGGCUCUUCAAAGCUGCUGAUGCAAAGUGUUCGGCAAAUGCCGCCUUUGCAUUGCACCAAUUCUGAUGAAUAUAACCUUGCAUCAAUGCAAUCGAGUGUUCCAUUGAUUGUUCAAAAGCAAUAUUUUUGCUCUGCUAGUGCAAAACGUGCAUUCAAAAGCCAAGUUGAUAAGCACGAAUUCAAGGCUGAAACACGAAUGUUGUUGGAUAUAGUCGCCCGAUCACUAUACUCGGAAAGUGAAGUAUUUGUGCGUGAACUAGUAUCAAAUGCUAGUGAUGCCUUGGAAAAAUUUCGUUAUUCCAUUCAAACGGCUGGCGGAGAUCAAAGCAAAUAUGAAAAUAUCGAUAGGCCCCUUGAAAUUAAUUUGGAAACAAAUAAACAAGCAUUAACAUUGACAAUCAAAGAUAAUGGAAUAGGCAUGACUCGAGAGGAAUUAAUCAGCCAUUUGGGAACAAUUGCUCGCAGUGGUUCAAAACAAUUUUUGGAUGAAAUUCAAAAAUCUGGUAAUACCAGCGACAAUGCUUCAAAUAUCAUUGGUCAAUUUGGCGUUGGUUUCUAUUCCGCUUUUAUGGUUGCCAAUAAAGUUGAAGUUUUUACAAAGUCAGCAAAACCAGGAUCAUCUGGUUUGAAAUGGACAUCAGAUGGCACAGGAACAUAUGAAAUUGAAGAUAUCGACGAUGCUGAGAUUGGCACCAAAAUCGUUUUACACUUGAAAGCAGAAUGUCGCGAAUAUGCCGAUGAGGAUCGAAUCAAAACUGUCAUCAAAAAAUACAGUAAUUUCGUAGGCCAUCCAGUUUAUUUGAAUAAAGAACAAGUGAAUGAAUUGCAACCACUUUGGUUGAUGGAUCCGAAGAACAUAACAACCGAUCAAUACGAUGAUUUCUAUCGUUUUGUUUCAAAUACGUAUUUAAAGCCGCGUUUCACUUUACAUUAUAAAACAGACGUUCCAAUAAGUAUUCGGGCAUUGUUGUAUUUUCCAUCGUCAAAACCAAAUUUGAUGGAGUUAUCACAAUCUACUGAGGCUGGAUUAGCACUGUAUACACGUAAAAUUUUGAUUCAAUCAAAGGUUGACAAACUCUUGCCAAAAUGGCUUCGAUUCGUGAAAGGUGUAGUUGAUUCGGAGGACAUUCCAUUGAACUUGAGUCGUGAACUUCUGCAAAAUAGUGCACUAAUCGCAAAAUUACGAAAUGUAUUAACUUCCCGUAUUUUGCGGCAUCUACAAGAAUGUGCGAAAAAAGAGCCAACUGGAUUCGAAGAAUUCUACAAUGAUUAUAAUUUAUUCUUGAAAGAAGGAAUCAUAAUAUCAGACGACAUAAAACAACGCGAAGAAAUUGGAAAACUACUGCGAUACAAUUCAAAUCGUGUAGAAAAUAAGAAUCAAAAGAUUUCAUUGAUGGAUUACUGUGCACGAAUGGAACCAGACCAAAAAGUGAUUUACUAUUUGGCCGCACCAAAUCGCGAAUUAGCUGAAAGUUCACCAUAUUUUGAAGCAUUAAAAUCAAAAAAUAUCGAAGUAUUAUUUUGUUAUGAUCCAUAUGAUGAAUUGGUGUUCUCAUAUCUGAAAACAUUUGCUGGCAAAGAUAUUAUUUCGGUUGAAAAGGAAAUGCGUGCCGAUACAAAUGAAACGGAUCUAAGUAAUUUUUUGGGCGAAGAUAGUUUGCAACGUUCACAAGUUAAUGAGUUAACAGAUUGGAUUCAAAAACAAUUAGAGGGAAAAGUGUCCACUGUUAAAGUUACCACACGUUUGGUUGAACAUCCAUGUGUGAUUACAGUUGAAAAUAUGGCUGAUGCUCGUCAUUUCAUUCGAUCGCAAGGCCAUCAAAUUCCUGAAGAAAAUAGAUAUGCUAUCUUGCAACCGCAAUUGGAAAUUAAUCCAAAGCAUCCAAUUAUUAAAAAGUUGUUCCAAUUGAAAGAUUCAAAUCCAGAGCUCAGUCAACUUUUGAUCAAUCAAUUGUUUGGAAAUGCAAUGCUUGGUGCUCGACUAAUUGAAGAUGCACAAAGCCUCGUCAAAUCUAUCAACGAAUUAUUGACAAAAGCACUAGAAAAACACUAGUAUGUACAUUUUUGGUAGAAAAAAAGUGAAUAAAAUAUCAUUGUUAUAGUAUAUAUGUAUGAAGUAAAUUAUGAAUGAAAACGGCAAAUAUACUGAGUUCUGAGCUUAUAAA
Molecule: messenger RNA, 2281 nt
Organism: Contarinia nasturtii (swede midge)
Lineage: Eukaryota; Metazoa; Arthropoda; Insecta; Diptera; Cecidomyiidae
Gene: Trap1
Product: heat shock protein 75 kDa, mitochondrial
Exons: 9
Coding region: 16-2169 (717 amino acids)
Biological process (GO): protein folding
Cellular component (GO): mitochondrial inner membrane
Molecular function (GO): ATP binding; ATP hydrolysis activity; ATP-dependent protein folding chaperone
Source: RefSeq, a predicted model, not a curated record